AAAUAUUAAUUUUAUCAAAAUAACAAUAAAUUUUCUUGCAUUUUUCUGAGACACUCGAAAGUUGUAACAAGAGUAAGAUAAAUAGAGAGUGAGUGGUUUAGAACCGAUGAGACCAACAACAGAGCAAAGUCUCAAGAGAAACAGAAAGCAAAGAGAGUUUCUUGGAACACAAGCAAACACAAAGAUGCUUCAUACCGGAUCAGUUUGGGGUUUCACAGGCUCAACGAUGACGAGCCUUAUGUUCUUCUGGGCGAUGUACAAACAAAUCUUCCCUUACCAUCUCCAAGUCCACAUUGAGAAAUACGUCUACAAGUUGAUGGGAUGGGUUUCUAGUUCUGUUCACAUCAAGUUCAACGAGUAUUCUGGAGAAGGUCUCGAGAAAAGUGAAGCGUAUGACUCUAUACGCAACUACUUGUCCACGAAAUCAACAGCUCUUGGAAACAGAUUAAAGGCCAACGAGUCUAAAAACAGCAAAUCUUUGGUGCUUAGUUUGGAUGAUCACGAGACAGUUGAAGAUGUGUUUCAAGGUGUGAAGGUGAAGUGGUCAUCAAGCGUGAGAGAGAACCAUAAUCGGUCUAGUACGAACCGUGAUAAGGGUUUUGGGGAGAUAACGUACUUGACUUUGAGUUUCCAUAGUCGGCAUCGAGAUAUGAUCACAAAGACUUAUCUUGAUCAUGUUUUGAGAGAAGGGAAAGAGAUUGGGCUUAAGAAGAGAGAGAGGAAGCUUUACACUAAUAACUCGAGUCACGAUUGGAGCUCUUGGAGAUCAGGAUCAAAGUGGAGCAACGUUUCUUUUGAUCAUCCUGCAACGUUCGAGUCUUUAGCUAUGGAUCCAGAGAAGAAAGAAGAGAUAAAGAAGGAUUUGAUAAAGUUUAGUAAAGGGAAAGAUUAUUACAAGAAGGUUGGGAAGCCGUGGAAGAGAGGUUAUCUCUUGUUUGGACCGCCCGGGACAGGGAAAUCGACAAUGAUAUCUGCAAUGGCUAAUUUCUUAGGGUAUGAUGUGUAUGAUCUUGAGUUAACAACAGUGGCAGAUAAUUCAGAGUUGAAGAAGUUAAUGUUGGACACAAAAGGGAAGUCUAUAGUUGUGAUUGAAGAUAUUGAUUGUUCGCUUGAUCUUACGGGACAGAGAAAGAAAAAGAAGGAGGAAGAUGAGGAUGAAGAGGAUGAAGAAGAGAUGAAAGAAGCUGAGAAGAAGAAGUAUAGUAAAGUUACUUUGUCAGGGCUAUUAAACGCCAUUGAUGGGUUAUGGUCAGCUUGUAGUGGAGAGAAGAUCAUAGUGUUCACAACGAAGUUUGUGGAUAAUCUUGAUCCGGCAUUGAUACGUAGAGGAAGAAUGGAUAAUCAUAUUGAGAUGUCUUAUUGUAGAUUUGAAGCUUUUAAGGUUUUGGCUAAGAACUACUUGGAGAUUGAGUCACAUGACUUGUAUGGAGAGAUUAAACGAUUGGUGGAGGAAGUUGACAUGUCUCCGGCUGAUGUUGCUGAGAAUUUGAUGCCGAAGUCUGAGGAAGAAGAUGUGGAGAUUUGUCUUAAGCGUUUGGUUAUGUCUUUGGAGGAAGAGAAGGAGAAAGCGAGGAAGAUGGCUGAGGAAGAAGAGAAGAACAAAGCAGAGAAGGAAGCUUGGAGGAAGAAGAAGAAAGCAAAGGAAGAAGAGAAGAGAUUGAAGCCGUAAUCAUAAGGAAGCUGAUGUAAACGGUGGCGCUUGAUUCAUUUCUUCAACAACAAGAAAACUAUAAAGAAGGAUCAGGAUUAGGAUAUGAUUAUGAUCGGAAUGUUUGUUGAUGUUUUUAGUUUAUAUGCUAAUUGAGUAUUUUAAGUUUCAUCUUAGAUCACUUAGGAUUAUGAUCA
Molecule: messenger RNA, 1845 nt
Organism: Arabidopsis lyrata subsp. lyrata
Lineage: Eukaryota; Viridiplantae; Streptophyta; Magnoliopsida; Brassicales; Brassicaceae
Product: AAA-ATPase At3g28540-like
Exons: 1
Coding region: 107-1669 (520 amino acids)
Molecular function (GO): ATP binding; ATP hydrolysis activity
Source: RefSeq, a predicted model, not a curated record